Messenger RNA from Aspergillus costaricaensis CBS 115574, 1882 nucleotides. RefSeq names its product fungal specific transcription factor domain-containing protein. Gene Ontology annotation, cellular component: nucleus. Bases 1 to 1857 code for a protein of 618 amino acids. The transcript has 4 exons. Gene Ontology annotation, molecular function: zinc ion binding; sequence-specific DNA binding. The record is from RefSeq and is a predicted model, not a curated record. Lineage: Eukaryota; Fungi; Ascomycota; Eurotiomycetes; Eurotiales; Aspergillaceae. Gene Ontology annotation, biological process: DNA-templated transcription; positive regulation of transcription by RNA polymerase II.
AUGAGUCAAGCACCCCAGUUAAUACGGGCGAAACCGAUAGCUUAUGUCGAAGGUUUAUUGCGUGAGAUUGAGCAAUUGAAAGCUCGUGAUCACCGAGUCUCUGAACAGGCUGCUGAAAUAAACAACUCCGUGAUCGACUUUGAUCAACCUCUUGACGCUAUCGAUGAAGCUUCCCAGCCGUCCCAGAACCCUCUCCUGGAUGAACAACCAUGGUUUCUGCCUGUUCAUUCCUCCAAGGUCCCUAUUCUAAUAGGAGAAGUUGCCGAUGCUGUGUUUGCAACCCGUCUUCGCCAACUCAUCACAGGCAAGACUCUGAGCCAUAUCCCCCGUGUCACAUAUCCGGGCCAUGACCAGAUUUUAGAGCUUGCGAAGACCGAAAUUCCCCAACCUCAACCCUCCCGUGCUCGAUUUCUCCUCCGAGUCGCUUUAGAAUAUUUGGAGGGAUCGUUCCAUAUUGUUCGCAAAAGCCUUGUUUGUGCUCUGUUAGAGAAAUAUCUCCAUGCACCCCAAUCACUCGAUUCACUUUCGACCUGCAAAAUCUUUGCACUUCUUGCCCUAGGGGAGCUUCACUCGAACCGUUUCCAGAAUCAGGAAGCCCAAAUAGCUGGCCUUGCGUACUGCAGUCAUGCCAGUCGGGCUCAUGGGCUGCUCGAAGAACGACCUUCUUUGGACUCAAUUGAGGUUUCAUUGAUCUUGUGCCUAUACGCUCUUUGUAUCAAUAGACGUCAUUCAGCAUACUUCUUAGCAAGCUCAGCCAUUCGCCGUGCUGUUGUUAUGGGGCUGCAUUUCGACUUUCCCAAUCCUCAUUUGAAUGACCCUGAGCUGAAAGAGCAUAUCAAACGUCUGUGGUGGACAUCAUAUGUGCUGGAUCAUUUAUGUGCAUCUAUCAGCAGCCAACUGGUGUCUAUUUCAGACAAUGACAUCUUUGUCGAUCUCUCAUUUACCCCAGACGUAGCACAUGAACGACAGAGUGAUUUCGCACAUACGGAGUGGUUUUUGGCAAGGGUGCACCUGGCAAGAAUUACAAGAAAAACAGUAGAGUCCGUCUACGAUCGCAGGCAAAAAAAGGAGUCAUUCUUGCAACGGGUGCAAUAUGCCCUUCGGGACCUCAAGCAAUGGUUAAAUGAUCUACCAAGGGACAUCCAGAUGGGUACACAACCGUCACAUUUGAAACCACGACCAAUUCAGUCUCUCCACCUCACUUUCAAUCAGUCUGUUAUUCUUGCGACACGGCCCGUUUUGCUUCACAAACUCCGAAUGCACAAAGACUCAAAUCGGGAAACUCCCACUGAAACGGAUCAAAUCGUUUCAAGCAACGUUCAAAGUCUAGCAGAAGCCUGCAUCAGGUGUGCUCGGCACUCCUAUUCUACCAUUGUCGAAUCUUGGAUUGAAGGGAAUUUCGGAACCUUUGACUACUUUAACACCCGGAAUCUCUUUUCCGCAGCUACAGUUCUGGCUAUUUCUUGUCUUCUCGGUGGUCCUGGUGGCGCUAAGGACUAUGAGGAUUUUGAGUUCGCCGGUGAACUCCUUGAAAAGCUACGUGACUCGGGGAGUUUUACUGCCAUGGAAUUCUGUCGACAUGUUGAAGAGCUGAACGCAGAUAUUCGCUCAUUCUGGUCUGGCUUACCAGGUACAGAAGCGCAAAGCUUCCAACACGAUAUCACAAGCGCCACCACCUACCCGACUCAAGAAGAGCAUUUCCUGCAGCCACGAUAUUUGAUGACAUCAGACAUGGCAUUAGCAGAACCUUCAAUUGAGGCAUUUCUCCAAAGUGAACAAAGUUUGACUCAGCUGAAUGCGUUUUGGGAUCAUACUGGACAGGAAGGGCUGUACUGGCCCACAGGUGAUAUUUUUUGAUGGACCUAAAUUCGCCAUUUGUGAC